AUGGCUUCAGGUCGCCGUGCGGAGCAGCGCCGCGGAGCCCGGGGUCUCCACGUACUCUUCUUCUGUCUGCUCUACGUCGCCACGACUGCUUCACAGGAUAGCGGCCCCGGUUCCGCUGGUUCCACCACCACGUCAACUGCUACACCCCCUCCAACCACAAGAACGACAACAACACCCCCUACGGCGACAGAGGCUUCGACGCCGCCGCCAGAAACAACAGAGGCUGCCACACCGCCACCAGCUUCGACUCAAACUGCUACCCCACCUCCAGAUAGCACUGAAGAUUCCACACCACCUCCAGCCAGUACUGAAGAUGCCACACCACCUCCGGAAACAACGGAGGAUGCCACACCGCCCCCGAAUAGAACUGAAGGCGCAACCCCACCACCCGAUACAACCAAAGUCGCUACGCCACCUCCAGGGACGACGGAAGAUCCUACAUCGGCUCCGGUUGCAACGCCCCCUCCCACGACGACUGAAAGUGCUACACCACCCCCUGCUCAAACUGAAGACGCGACACCGCCACCCGAGACGACUGAAGCCCCUGCGACCGUACCACCGACCCCAUCUACCUCAUCGCGAGCCACCACGUCCCCGACAGCAGCUCCAAGCCCAACCGAACCAGCUACAACAACCGAAGUGCCUGUCGUAGAGCACUACAACUCGUCAACGUUGCCUCCCGGGGUGGACUCGAGCCUACUGGACGGCGCUGAACUGGUUACAGUGGAGGACAGGCGAGACACUGCAAAGCAUCGCGCUGAGUCCUUCGACCACUCCGUCAUCUGGGAGCUCGUUAUCGGACGCCAACAAGUCCACCACGACUUCUAG
Phytophthora sojae is the source of this 828-nucleotide messenger RNA. RefSeq lists its product as hypothetical. The record is from RefSeq and is a predicted model, not a curated record. The transcript is spliced from 3 exons. Bases 1 to 828 code for a protein of 275 amino acids. Lineage: Eukaryota; Oomycota; Peronosporomycetes; Peronosporales; Peronosporaceae.